Amoebophrya sp. A25 is the source of this 377-nucleotide messenger RNA. Lineage: Eukaryota; Dinophyceae; Syndiniales; Amoebophryaceae. The record is from the annotation of a GenBank genome assembly.
UGGAAGAAAGCACGAUGUCCUUGAAGCUGUUGCCGAGUCUUUGGAUUGGACUUCAGGUAAUACUUUCGCAGAUGCUGCUCUAUUCGACGACGAUAUUCAGGGUACAACAUCCGAAAAGUUGACCCGUUUACGCCAUUCUGCUGGAAAGCUACUUCGCGAAGAAAUGGAAACGACUGCUUACAAAGCAGUACUGACUAAAGGUGGUGGCGGAGGUAAAAAUGGAGGAACUGUGACAUUGGUGACAAGCGCCUUAUCCUCUAGUUCAGGCGGGAGUGGCAAGUCUUCUAGCUCUGGUAAAGGUACGAAACUCGUAAAGGAAGAACAAGUCAGCAGCAGACCUGGUAAACGUAAAAAUCUGUUCCAGCAAAUUUUACGAA